AUGGCAGACUCAUCAACCCCGUCUAAGCCGGUCCACACGAUCAUUCUUGAUGCCGGUCCGAUCUUGAAGAAUACCCCGCCUCUUUCCACAUUGCUCACACAAUGCGAGGAACUCCUCAUUACUCCGUCCGUCGUUCGUGAAAUCCGCGACCCUGAUGCUCGUUUGCGAGUCGAGACACUUUACUUGCCGUUUCUCAAGCAGCGAACACCCUCGCCGAAGAGUGUCAGCGUGAUCAGCGAAUUCGCUCGAAAAACUGGUGAUAGAGCCGUGCUCAGUAAAACCGAUCUCGAGGUUCUGGCGCUCGCAUAUGAAGUCGAAUGCGAGAGAAAUGGCGGCGACUGGAGACUGAGAAGUACCCCUGGCCAAAAACAGCUGAACGGCAAGCCGCCGGUGAAGGAGGAAAAGAAAGUGGAAGAGCCCGAGCAGGCGAACAUCGCAGAAACAACAGCAGACACAACAGGGACAGCAGACGCGGCAGAUGCGACAGAGACUUCGAAGGUGCCACAGGUUGACGGAGUUGCGGAGGAUCUGAGCAAGACCACAUUUGAAAACGACGACACUGCCGCUGAAGAACCAGCCCGCUCUACAGAAGACGUAGAAACUCCAGAGACCGCACAAGCCGACGACGGCGAAGGAGGUGCCGACGACGCUGAAACCGGAGGCGGGGACGAUGAUGGUUCUGAUUCUGAUGGUGGCUGGAUUACGCCUUCCAAUCUGAAGAAGCGACAGGCCCUUGAUGAGUCGAUCUCUGCGUCUGCAGCACCCGAGCCAAAGGUUAUGCAGGUCGCAACCAUGACCACUGAUUUUGCGUGCCAAAAUGUUCUGCUUCAGAUGAACCUCAACUUGCUCUCUACAACUACCCUUCAAAGAAUCCGCCAUCUCAAGUCUUUCAUCAAACGUUGUCACGGUUGUUUUUUCACCACAAAAGACAUGACCAAGCAGUUCUGCCCGCGCUGCGGUAAAGAUACCCUCACUCGUGUAUCUUGCACCACAGAUGCAAACGGACAAUUCAAGAUGCAUCUGAAGAAGAAUAUGCAAUGGAACAAUAGAGGCAACCGAUACAGCAUUCCCAAGCCCACCCACGGCAGUGCUAGUGGAAAGUGGAAGGGCGGCGGCGGAAAGGAUGGAUGGGGAACAGAGCUCAUUCUUGCUGAAGACCAGAAGGAAUACGUCAGAGCAUCGGUGGAGGAGAGUCGAAGGCUCCGCAAGGAGCGAGACUUGAUGGAUGAGGAUUACUUACCGGGAAUUCUGACUGGCGAACGGAGCAAGCAUGGUGGUAGACCUAAAGUCGGCGCUGGAAGGAAUGUCAACGCAAGGCGGCGAUAA
Molecule: messenger RNA, 1326 nt
Organism: Aspergillus fischeri NRRL 181
Lineage: Eukaryota; Fungi; Ascomycota; Eurotiomycetes; Eurotiales; Aspergillaceae
Product: rRNA-binding endoribonuclease
Exons: 2
Coding region: 1-1326 (441 amino acids)
Biological process (GO): maturation of SSU-rRNA; ribosomal small subunit biogenesis
Cellular component (GO): preribosome, small subunit precursor
Molecular function (GO): RNA endonuclease activity
Source: RefSeq, a predicted model, not a curated record